This is a messenger RNA of Acinonyx jubatus (cheetah), 803 nucleotides long. It is a transcript of the gene CD247, whose product is annotated as CD247 molecule. Gene Ontology annotation, cellular component: membrane. Bases 104 to 655 code for a protein of 183 amino acids. The record is from RefSeq and is a predicted model, not a curated record. Gene Ontology annotation, biological process: cell surface receptor signaling pathway. The transcript is spliced from 8 exons. Lineage: Eukaryota; Metazoa; Chordata; Mammalia; Carnivora; Felidae. Gene Ontology annotation, molecular function: transmembrane signaling receptor activity.
CUUGCUGGCAGGUGUCUGCCUUCUCAAAGGCCCCACAGUCCUCUACUUCCUGAGGAGGCAGCAGCACAAAGCAGAGACACCGUCUCUCUUCUGGGUCCCAGCCAUGGCUGCCACAGCCUCGGCCUCCUGGUGCCACCCUGGGGGAAAGGACAAGGUGAUGUGGAAGGUGCUUGUCAUCAUGGCCCUGCUGCAGGCACAGCUCCCAGGAACAGAGGCGCAGAGUUUUGGCCUGCUGGAUCCCAAACUGUGCUACCUGGUGGACGGAAUCCUUUUCAUCUAUGGCGUCAUUAUCACUGCCCUGUUCCUGCGAGCAAAGUUCGGCAGGAGCGCGGCCGCCCCCGCGAGCCAGCAGGGCGCCAACCAGCUCUACAACGAGCUCAAUCUGGGAGGAAGACAGGAGUAUGAAGUUUUGGACAAGAGACGAGGCCUGGACCCUGAGAUGGGAGGAAAGCAGCAGAGGAGGAGGAAUCCUCCGGAAGUCGUGUACAAUGCGCUGCAAAAAGACAAGAUGGCGGAGGCCUACAGUGAGAUUGGGAUAAAAGGCGACAACCAGCGGCGGAGAGGGAAGGGACAUGAUGGCCUCUACCAGGGGCUCAGCACGGCCACCAAGGACACCUAUGAUGCCCUCCACAUGCAGACCCUGCCCCCUCGCUAAGAGCACCGGGCAUUUCGCCAAUCACAGGCCAGACCUGAAGACACCCAGAUUGUGAAAGACACAGGAUAAAGCGUUUAUAACCCAGUUCACUCGUAUUUCUUCACCACCCAAGUAUUCCUUUUCAAGAAUAGGACGCUUCGCGUUGUAA